Messenger RNA from Linum tenue, 595 nucleotides. NCBI's taxonomy places the organism in Eukaryota, Viridiplantae, Streptophyta, Magnoliopsida, Malpighiales, Linaceae. The record is from the annotation of a GenBank genome assembly.
AUGGAUCAAUCAGAGACGAAACUGGUAGCAGAGCCCCAGAUCUGGGCGGCGGUGGCCUUGAACGGGAAGGACGAGCCAACAAGAAGCGUCGAACGCGGAACUGGUGACAGAGCACCAGGGCGGUGCUUGAAGAAGGAGUGGGCGAAAGACCCAAUUGAUUAUGAACAAUUAGAUAACAUUGAUUUUUGGAUUGUAGAAGAAGAUCCACCUGCAGAUAUAGACUAUGAAGAGCUUGAAAAGACUCUUUAUGAGGAGGAGGAGGAGGAGCAAGGAUCAUCAUCAUCUUCUAACAAGCGUCCUCGUGUUGAAGAGGACUUUGAGUAUGAUCUGACUGAUGAAAUUGACUUCGACAUUUCUCAUCUUGUUGAUGCAAUGGAGAUGGAGAUGGAUAGCUUUAUCUUUGAAGAUUGAGUACUUUUCUUUUGUUAUUUGGAAUUCUAAGUUGAUGUUAUGUUAUGGAUUUAAGAGUGUUGGAUUUAAGGGUUCUUGAAUUUUUAACUAUGAUGGACUUAAGUUGAUGUUAUGUGAAUGAUUUAAGUGUUGUUGAAUUUUUACUAUGUUGAAUUUAAGUUUAUGUUAUUUAAGUGUGUUGUAG